UGAUUCAAUAAAUUUGAUUACCAUCAAAACUUAUUGAGAUUUCAAACAAAGUGACGACGAAUUUUGCGGUGUUAAAGAAAGAAAGAAAAAUAGUAAUAUAAAAGUAAUUGAAUAUGGCUUCUGAUGAAAAAACUACACACGAGGCAUAUACAGUCUCUCAACCAACUUCGCUUCCAGUUCAAAUCGAGUCAUUGGCUUGUUAUGAUAACAAUGUGUUGUUGGGAACGCGCCAGGGCCAUUUACUUUCUUAUGCAGUUGAGCAAAAUCUCAACGAAUGUAAAAUGGACCUUCAACUAUUACAAUAUGAUAAAAAUUUCAGUAAGAAGCCCAUCACGCAAAUCGACGUCAUACCCGAAUAUCAAUUGCUCUUCAGUUUGACCGAUGGACUUGUUUCCAUUCAUGACAUCGCUCGUCAUAAUUUUCCAGUUGUACAUUCCAAUAGUAGUACAAAAGGUGCAUCAUUAUUUGCUUUGAAUGUUAACCGAUCCACAUCGUUAACCGGUGAAAUGGCAUUAGUUGUACGACUUUGUGUAGUUAUUAAACGACAAUUGCAAUUUUGGUAUUGGAAACAUGAUAAAUUACUUCCAUAUCGUGAAGCUAUUCAACUGGAUGACACACCAAGAGCAGUAGUUUGGUUUGAAAAUUCAGUUUGCAUUGGUUUUAAAACGGAUUACAUCGUUUAUGAUAUUUCAUCAGAAAAACCACAAAAAAAUGAACUGUUUCCAACGAGCUCGUCGAAAACAAUUGACCCCUGUAUUGAAAUUAUCAACGAAAUGUUUGCUGUUGUGAAAGAUGAGUUUCUCAUCGCUGUCGAUCCGAAAAGCUCAAUUUUGCCUGACUCCAAUAUGGCGAGUGGAAAAAUGCUUAAGAAUCAAGUGACUCAAGACAAUGCAAAUAAAUCGUUCAAGUCUUUUGCUUGGUCUCAUCCAGUUAAUCAGCUUGUAUGGGAUGCACCGUACGCCAUUGGACUACUACCCAACGGCGUGGAAGUUCGCGUGUUGGAUGCAUCCGGUUCGAUGAAAGACACUUUCAUUCAAAGCCUAUCAGAAAUACAAAAGGCAAGACAUUUGGUUAGAUCGAAAAAGGGAUUGCUUUUUGCCGCAUCGGUUACACAGCUCUAUUGCAUUCAAGGAGUUGAUAUACAAAAGCAGUGUCAAAAUCUUUUGCAACACAAGAAAUUUCAGUUAGCUUUACAGUUGACGGAAUUAUCGUAUGAAAAUUCUGAGGAAAAAGUGAAAGAAAAACAUCGCAUUCAAACGUUGUACGCUAUCGAUCUGUUCUCUAAUAAAUUUUUUAAGGAAUCAAUGCAAGAAUUCAUAAAAUUAGAAACUGAUCCAUGCGAUGUCAUUCGAUUAUUUCCAAACUUAUUUCCAAAAGACUCGGUCGCAACGAAGCUAAAUCAGUCUUCAUUGGCAAAGUCAAGUCUACCGAUUUUAGAUGGUAAAGAUUUGGAAAUGGCUCUAUUGGCAUUGAUUGAAUACUUGACCGAAGUUCGAUUUGAUUUGCUGCGCCAAAUGCAGAACACAGAUAAAAAGAGUUCCAGCAAAAACUAUUUACUCUCAAUCAUCGAUACAACCCUUUUGAAAUGUUACUUGCAGACGAAUGAUUCACUAGUUGCAAGUGUGAUUCGUAUGAAUCAUUGCCAUUUGGAAGAGUCCGAAAAAACACUACAACAAUAUGAAAAAUAUGGCGAAUUAAUCAUUCUCUAUCAAACAAAAGGCCAUCACAAAAAAGCCUUACAAUUGCUUCAAACACAAGCUGAAGUCCCAAGUUCGAGUCUAUUCGGUCAUGAACGUACUGUUCAGUAUCUUCAACAUCUUGGACAAGCCAACAGACAUUUAAUAUUUGAGUUUGCUAGUUAUGUCAUAGAGAAAAAUCCCGAAGAUGGUCUGCGUAUUUUCACCGAAGAUGUACCCGAAGUUGAGAAUUUGCAUCGUGCUGAGGUGCUUGACUAUUUGCUGAAAAACCACAAGGGUCUUGUUACACCGUACUUGGAACAUAUCAUAUUUGUGUGGAACGAAAAGAAGGCUCUAUUCCAUAACAUAUUGAUUCAACAGUAUCGCGAAACAUACAAUGAAUUGCGUGCCGACAUAAAAAAUAGCCCAACUGGCAGUGAUGUCAAACAAAAAGAAAUUGCCAGCCAAAAUGUCCGGGACAAAUUGAUUGAUUUUCUCAAAAAAUACGAUCACUUGCAUCCAGAAACAGUUUUAAAGAAUUUUCCUGAAAACGAUUUGUUUGAAGAGCGCUCAAUCAUCUUGGGAAAACUCAAGCGCCACGAAAAAGUGUUGGCAAUUCAUGUUCAAAUUCUUGGUGAUGUAACGAAAGCAGUAGAUUAUUGUGUUAAUGUGUAUAACUCUGAUCCGGAUGCAGCAAAAACUAUAUUCAUCCAGUUAAUCGAAAUACUUUUAAAGCCGCCAACAACACCACCAUACACAGGGGUCGAUUUGCAUCCAAGAUGCCUUCAACCAAAUGUGGAUGCAGUGUUGGAGCUGCUCGAGCAACAUGCCACCAAAUUUAAUCCGUACUCUGUUUUACAAAUUCUACCCAGUGAAAUUCCCAUCAUACGUUUGCGACCAUUUUUGGAAACGGCUUUGCAUCAUUCUCUCGAACGUCGACGCAACAAUCAAGUAUUAAAAGGUUUACUUUACGCAUCAAAUCUUCAGCUUCAAGAAAAACGUAUGCAUGUUGAAUCGCGAAGCGUUUUAGUAUCGGAGUUUAGUGUUUGCCCCGUUUGUUCCAAGAAAUUCACAAAUCAAAGUGCAUUCGUUCGACAAUCAAACGGAACAAUUGUACACUAUUCAUGCCGCGAUCGCAAUUAUCUCAAUUAAAUUCACAUCAAUAAGAAAUGAAUUAACAUUUAAAAAUUAUAGUUAGUUAAACAAAAAAUGGUUAUUAAAUGAUUAUUUUAAUUUGUGCA
Molecule: messenger RNA, 2917 nt
Organism: Contarinia nasturtii (swede midge)
Lineage: Eukaryota; Metazoa; Arthropoda; Insecta; Diptera; Cecidomyiidae
Gene: Vps39
Product: vam6/Vps39-like protein
Exons: 9
Coding region: 114-2828 (904 amino acids)
Biological process (GO): intracellular protein transport; vesicle-mediated transport; endosomal vesicle fusion
Cellular component (GO): cytoplasm; membrane
Source: RefSeq, a predicted model, not a curated record